AUGCCUGUCCAUAGACAGUCUCCGGAUAGACCAUGGAAUACACAUCCUCCAGUAGCGGCCAGCUUGCAGACACAGGAGCGCAAUGCAGACGAAGAAGAACCGCAUGAAACUGGAGGCAACGCUGCGAAAACAGAGCCAACGGCGGAGAGCCUGCUAAUCUCUAAAACAUCGACCGCCGCGCAAUCGAGGUCGAGACGACGGAAGAGAACAGCCUUUGCUCUUUGGGGCAACGAACUCGCGGCAGCCCUUCUUGUGUGUGCAGCAGUGAUCGCAUCAUACGCGACUUUGACGCCCUACCAUGGCAAGUUUCUACCAGAAUGGCCCCGAUACAUAACGAUAAGUGCGCUCCUGUCUCUAUACUCGGUCGUCCUGCGGCUCGCUGCAACUUUCCUUCUGGCUGAAGGGCUUGCACAGCUCAAGUGGCGCUGGUUCAACAGAAGCGGCGGUGCCCCUCUGCGCGAUUUGGUUUUGCACGACAGUGCCACUCGCGGGCCCACAGGUUCUCUACGACUCUUAUGGAGGCUGCCACUGCCUGUGACCUGGCAAUGGCUCGGCUGCGUCCUGGUCGUCAAUGCACUCGCAGUAGGACCUCUUACGCAAUUGGUACUCCGAUAUGAACAGUGCCGAGUCCUCAUGGACGUCAGCACCCGCAGCGCCAGCAUUCCCCGCGCCAGCGUGUUCCUUGGACAAGGCAUACAUUCUGGAGCAGCAAUCAAUACUCUUACCCUAGCCGAACAGAAUGCUAUCAAUGCCGGAAUUUAUGGUCUCGGCUCCGUGGCAGUUGAUUGUGCCUCAGGAAACUGUACCUUCGCGCCAUACACAUCGGUUGGAUACUGUAGUGAAUGCAGUGACGAUUCUACCAGUAUGCAGUUUGCCAAUUUGAGUAACGGCGGAAUAUCAAGCUUCAUCCCCGGUGGCCUAAGCACCACCAACUUCAUGCCCGGAUCAGAUACUACCGCAUACUAUGCUGCAGGAGGUGGUUCCUCCAAUUAUGCGAUUGUCAUUGGACCGCCUCAUCUUGGCAAGGACGGCGCACUACAAGACUGCAGCAAUAAUCGCACCUGGGCAUGUCAAGGCUAUGCCGCGGCCACGUGUAAACUGAACCCUUGUAUCAGAAAUUACAAAGCCACCAUGACCGGGGGAAACUUCCAGGAAACCGUGGUUAAUAUAUGGAAUUUUUCUGCCACGGCUGCAGAGAUAUCUAUUGGUAGCGGCUACGCUUACUCGUCGAUUAACAAGUCGUGCCUCACAGUUGAACAAUCGUCGCAAUUUCGGGCCCUAGGUUACAAUCUAGAUGGCGACAGCCCCUGGCUAGAGUACAAUGGCUCCUUUGCGAACGGAGCGAACGACUCGGUGAUGCGGCCGAUAGAACGCUCUUUGAUGGACCGCGGAUGUCUCUUCGCAGUUGACAUGUUCUUCCGCCACGGCAUGUCGCAGUUCUUUGACGGAGCGCUCGCCGGCAACAUCACCGCUACUCUUGACUCGUACUCUCAUAUCCUUGGCUUCCAAGGGCCCCAACUGCUCCUCGCUGUAUACAACGGCGGAGAUAUCAGCUUCGAACGAACACAGGCCGUUUUCAACGAUAUCAGCUUAUCACUUACCAACUACAUCCGAACGAAUCCCUAUAGGUCGGACGCGGAUAAUUUCUAUCUCAACAGGACAAACCUGCCCGCACCAGGCCUCGCUUACACCACAAAGACAUGUCUGCAGGUUCGAUGGGGCUGGCUGGUCUUCCCAACCGCUCACGCAGCUCUAACCUUGGUUUUCUUCACAGGCGUACUUCUCAGCUCUGGAAGCCUGACCAACGAUGUACGAACAUGGAAAUCUUCGCUCUUGCCCCUUCUCUUCUAUAGCUCUUCGCUAUUAGAGACCCCUCCAGCCUCCCAGCACGUAAGUGAUUUGAACAGUGUGUCGGAAAGGACACGAGUUAGUCUGACGAAAGAUGAGGAGGGAAAUUUGGUGCUAAGGAGGCAGGGUGGUAUCGCGGAACGGGAUAAGGAGAUAUAG
Messenger RNA from Lecanosticta acicola, 2007 nucleotides. The record is from the annotation of a GenBank genome assembly. NCBI's taxonomy places the organism in Eukaryota, Fungi, Ascomycota, Dothideomycetes, Mycosphaerellales, Mycosphaerellaceae.